AUGGGCAGCGUGGCGAUGGACUCCGACUACGGCACGCCGCGCGAGCUGUCGCCGCUCCAGAAGGCGUGCGCGCUCUACCGACCGGAGCCCCCGCCGUGCCUCCAGGGCACCACAGUCACGGUGGAGUACGGUGAUGCUGCAAUCGCGGCCGAUAUCGCAGAUGCUCACGUCAUCAGCCACGCCUUCCCCCACCACACCUAUGGCCAGCCGCUGGCACACUUUCUCACGAAGACGGCCAAUGUGCCCGACGCUAGCAUCAUAACAGGGCACCCUGUAGUCAGGGUUGGCGUUGUCUUCAGUGGGAGGCAAUCCCCAGGAGGGCACAAUGUUAUAUGGGGCCUCUAUGAUGCUGUAAAGGCUCACAACUCAAACAGCAAAAUUAUUGGUUUUCUUGGAGGAACUGAUGGAUUAUUUGCACAGAAAACUAUGGAAAUCACCGAUGAAGCUCUUUCAUCCUAUAAGAAUCAAGGUGGUUAUGACAUGCUUGGUCGGACAAGGGAUCAGAUCAGAACAACUGAGCAGGUAAAGGCAGCAAUGGCUACUUGCCAUGCAUUGAAGCUGGAUGCUCUUGUUAUAAUUGGAGGUGUCACAUCCAACACGGAUGCUGCUCAGCUUGCUGAGACAUUUGCUGAGUUGAAAUGUCCAACAAAGGUAGUUGGUGUUCCCGUAACUCUGAAUGGAGAUCUCAAGAACCAAUUUGUUGAAACAACAGUUGGUUUUGAUACCAUAUGCAAGGUGAACUCGCAGUUAAUAAGCAAUGUAUGCACAGACGCUCUUUCUGCUGAAAAGUAUUACUAUUUUAUUCGGCUGAUGGGACGGAAAACAUCUCAUGUGGCAUUGGAAUGUGCUCUUCAAUCACAUCCAAAUAUGGUUAUCCUAGGCGAGGAGGUUGCUGCGUCAAAACUUACAAUAUUUGAUAUUACAAAACAGAUAUGUGAUGCUGUGCAGGCAAGACCUGAAAAAGACAAAUAUCAUGGAGUUGUACUUAUUCCUGAGGGUCUUGUUGAGAGUAUUCCCGAACUGUAUGCUUUGCUCCAGCUGCUUCUCCAUCCUGAAUCUGACGAUUCAGCUCAACUGUCUCAGAUUGAGAUGGAGAAGCUUCUAGCACAAUUGGUUGAGACUGAAAUGAACAAACGCCUGAAGGAAGGCACUUAUAAUGGAAAGAAGUUCAAUGCUAUUUGCCACUUUUUUGGAUACCAGGUUCUUGGACAUGUAUGUUAUCACAUCAUAGCAGCUGGUUUGAACGGCUACAUGGACACUGUGACCAACCUUAAGAGUCCAGUAAACAAGUGGAAAUGUGGUGCUGCUCCCAUUACUCUUUUCAUAGUUCAGGUUCAAUUCAAAGAAAGAGUAAACGUUUCCUCGUUAACAGUCUAUGAUGACCGUGAAGAGAUGGUCACGUGGUCCUGCCACCUGUCAAAUCGGCUGUUGAGACAAAACUCUUCCAGCUUCAUGAUGGAAGACAUCUACCGAAACCCUGGGCCACUUCAGUUCGAAGGGCAGGUGAAGGUGAAAAGCAUUGUGAAGCCCGGGUGCUCGCAGGAUGUCCUUAAAGCAGCGCUAAGCGCCAUGGCUUCUGUGACGGAAAUGCUGACCAUCAUGUCUUCCCCGUCUUUUAGUGGCCAGGCGACCAUCUGA
Messenger RNA from Miscanthus lutarioriparius, 1638 nucleotides. The record is from the annotation of a GenBank genome assembly. NCBI's taxonomy places the organism in Eukaryota, Viridiplantae, Streptophyta, Magnoliopsida, Poales, Poaceae.